UUAUUUUUAUAUGUUAUUGCUGUUAUUGCAAAGUUAAUCUCUUACGUCUGCUUGGUUUGAAGGAUUCAAGGUUACAGCAUAAGAAAUGGCUCAUCCUGUGACUGUUCAGCCUGCACCGAUGAUUCCCACGGCAUUUUCUAUCCCUCGCCCUGGAGCUUGGAGCACUGAACUAUGUGACUGUUGCUCGGACAUGGGAAUCUGUGUUUGUGGAACCUUCAUUCCCUGUAUCCUGGCAUGCAAAGUGGCACAGGACUAUGGUGAGUGCUGUUGUCUGCCGUGUCUGCCGGGGACACUCCUUGCCAUUCGGACUGGUCUGAGAGAAAGAAGGAAAAUCCCGGGUAAUGUGUGUGGAGACUGGCUGAUUAUGACAUGCUGUUCCUUCUGUGCCUUGUGUCAACUGGCUCGGGAGCUGAAGGUCCAGUAUUCAGUCUGAUAAAAGCUAAAGAAACUGGCAAUGUUCUGUCUGUUCGC
Messenger RNA from Polypterus senegalus (gray bichir), 471 nucleotides. It is a transcript of the gene cnfn, whose product is annotated as cornifelin. The coding region runs from base 86 to 433 and encodes 115 amino acids. Lineage: Eukaryota; Metazoa; Chordata; Cladistia; Polypteriformes; Polypteridae. The record is from RefSeq and is a predicted model, not a curated record. Gene Ontology annotation, cellular component: cornified envelope. The transcript has 4 exons.